Molecule: messenger RNA, 2102 nt
Organism: Amorphotheca resinae ATCC 22711
Lineage: Eukaryota; Fungi; Ascomycota; Leotiomycetes; Helotiales; Amorphothecaceae
Exons: 6
Coding region: 112-1902 (596 amino acids)
Biological process (GO): regulation of transcription by RNA polymerase II
Cellular component (GO): Set3 complex
Molecular function (GO): transcription corepressor activity; protein binding
Source: RefSeq, a predicted model, not a curated record
ACGUCUUCUCCCCGUCCCGAACCCUAUUGUAACGUGUUCAGCCCCCACUCCAGCCCCCCCCGUCUCCCUGCAUCGCGUCGCCCUGUCCGCUCCCCUCCCCCCAGCGCCGCGAUGAUGAAGGAAGCGUUGGACUCCGACAAGCUCAAUUAUUUAAUCUGGCGGUAUCUCGUAGAAUCAGAUUACCAAGACACGGCUCUUCGCCUUCAGAAGGAGUGGAACCUUCAAGAUCCGCAGCAGCUGCCAUUUGCGCCCCACGUCACAAAUCAUGCACUAGUCUCGAUCCUGAACAAAGGUCUGCUGUACCACGCUGCUGAGAGGGAGACUGCGCGGGUAACUCGUGAUGUUGUUGACGAGCCCGUCGCUGGCUUCUUCGGGCCCUUGACGCUACAGCAGCCUCGCCCAGAAAUUGGCGAGGAGGACCUGGAAAAUGUCCGAAAACGUCAGCUCGAGGAUGAGCAGCCCCAAGUCAACAGUAAUGGCAACAGUGAUGCCACUGGCACCGGCAAUGGCCCGGCCAAGAGACCGCGACUCAGCAACGGCUAUGAAAAUGGUUUCGAGUCUACUCCUAAAUCCCCCAUGGACGUUGAUGACGAGCAGAAUGUGGACGGGAACGCCUAUCCGUCGCCCGAGCAGCUCCCAUCCCCGGUUGCCGCCACGAUUGGCCCGGAGAGGGGCACUCAGGUGGAAAAAGUAUCUGAUCUCAGCACCGACACGACAUUUCUCGAUCUCGCCGGCGAUGCAUCCUCGGGUAUCCUGUUGCAGUGCGAGUGGAAUCCUCGAGACCCGACGAUCUUGGCCGCGGCGGGAACCGAUGCGCUAGCACGGAUGUGGAUGUUUUCGCGUAGCGGCAAAACUACGGCAACCGAUCCGGAACAGGGCGCACAGGCGGGCCAGGCCCGCGUCUUUCCGCCUCACCACAAUCUCCUGGAUGAAGGGGUUGCGGCCACCACUACCGCAACCGGGUUGGCCUGGACGUCUAAUGGCCAAUAUAUCGCUGUUUCCAGCGAGCCCAUUGAUGAUGGAACCGCAAAGGUCCAGGUGUGGAAUACCGAUGGCGUCUCGGUCGCUUCUUUCAAUGCCUUCGAAUCUCCCAUCAUUUGCUUGCGCUGGAAUCCCUCCAACAGUCUCCUCCUUGCCCUAUCUCCCGAGUCGGAUGGCACUCUCAUCACGGUGAUGUCUCUGGCUACCCAAGAGUCUUUACAGUACUCUUUGUCGCAACAUAUUCUGAUAGAGCAACCCCUGGAUGCUGUCUGGACGAGCAACGAGGAAUUCGUCCUUUGCGGCGGUGAUAUGCUCCAAGCGUUUCACUGUGUUGAUGGUGCAAUCUCCCACGUCCGAAAGUAUGAAACUCGCGAAGGCCAUGCUCUGUCGAAGGUCGCCUUUGAUUGGCAUUCCCGACUUCUUGCUACUGCCAGUGAUACGGGCAUGAUCGAUAUCUGGGACCAGGACGGCCAAUGCCAUUCCUUUAAUGCUCAUCAGGGAGUAAUUACAUCUCUGGUCUGGCAGCCUAUGCAGACUCCUGCAGUCUUGAGCGAUGUUGCAGAACGACUAUUAGCAUCAGCUGGCGAAGAUGGUGCUAUAAGCAUAUGGAAUGCACGCUCGUCAGAAAACAAAUCGAAAUGCUCAAUGACUAUGGGGUCGGGGGUGGUUGCUUUAGCAUUCACACCUGACGGCAGCUUUAUUGCUGGAGCUACUAGUGAGCGCGUCCUGAUUUGGAAGACUGAUGAUGUGAACUUGCCUCGGGCGAGCUGGAUUCGGGGAGAUGAAUUAGGUUGGCAAACACCGCAAUCGCACGACUCUGCACCCGAUGAGGACCAGCACUGCUUGUGUUGGGAUGCGGAUGGUCAGAAACUUACAUACGGAGUUAACAGCCUGCUGGCUGUGAUCAAUUUCCAACGAUGAUACCAUGCAUCGUAGGACUUGCUUGACACCAUCUCACGAUUUUCAGCACGCCGGGGGAUUUUAUUUCAACGGACCUGAGAUAUUAACGACGACACAAAUUCAGUGUCGCACAAAAAUAAUCGCCGCGCCACGAAAGAAAGCCAGGCAGAAUCGGUUCGGUUCGCCUCAACUGUCGCGGAGCGCAACGAGGACGCUGGCGA